Protopolystoma xenopodis is the source of this 969-nucleotide messenger RNA. The record is from the annotation of a GenBank genome assembly. Lineage: Eukaryota; Metazoa; Platyhelminthes; Monogenea; Polystomatidea; Polystomatidae.
AUGGUGCUACGAAUUGUAAAAUUCACUGACGAUGCCGACUACGAUGCCGGCGAAAAUUCUGGGAAUGUCUACGUCCACGUCAGACCCCCUAAUCUGAGAGGGAGGGAGAUUGGAUUAUGGCAUGCUAUGAACAAUAAGCGUGUCAAGUCUCCACAUCUAAGGGCCAAUACUAUAAAUGAGACCGGAAUAAACUUUGAAAGGAUUAAAAAGAUUAUUCAAGAUUUUAAAUUCGUCGAGCCCUCAAAAUGCCUUGGGAAAAGGGAAAGUGUCAUCAGAAUGGACGUCUCGAAACAUAAUCCUAAAGAUCAUUGCGAUGAAGAACUUAUUGACAUGGAAGAAUUAUUAGAUAGAUGUACUUGUUCGAAUACUGGAUUUGAUAGCAAUAGUUUAGUUCGGGAUCUAAACCUAGACGAAUCUUUAAUGGAUGAUUUUGUGCGCCAAGCCAAAUCAUCUGGAUGCCUUAGAUUGCGCCCAUCUCGUGAACGGCUUCCUGCAUACGCUCAGCGACAAAAAAUCGUAAGCUUGAUUUCUGAGCACCAAAUCGUUGUCCUUAGUGGAGCCACAGGCAGUGGCAAAACCACUCAGGUUCCUCAGUUUAUCUUGGACGAUGCUGUAAUUAAUCGGAAAAUGGGGAGUGUAACCCGUAUAGUCGUUACUCAACCUCGUCGUAUCUCAGCUAUCUCAGUGGCUGAACGCGUGGCUAUAGAACGAGGAGAAUCUACUCCCGGAGCUUCGAUUGGCUACCAAGUCAGAUUAGAAAAUCGUCUCCCACGUAGAAGCCAGGGUUCAAUUCUAUAUUGCACUACGGGAGUCGUACUUCAAUGGUUGCAAUCUGAUCCUGAACUUCGUGUAAGCUAUUUCUCUGCGUAUUGCUUCUUUUUUAUAGCUGUCACUAUUUACUUUAUUGCUUCAUUGACUCUUUCAUGCUUAUGUCCAAUUCGCCCUCCUAUCUUGCAGGAAGUUGGUUAA